This is a messenger RNA of Pangasianodon hypophthalmus (striped catfish), 2586 nucleotides long. It is a transcript of the gene ube2z, whose product is annotated as ubiquitin-conjugating enzyme E2Z. The transcript is spliced from 7 exons. The record is from RefSeq and is a predicted model, not a curated record. Gene Ontology annotation, molecular function: ubiquitin conjugating enzyme activity; cysteine-type endopeptidase inhibitor activity. Bases 372 to 1517 code for a protein of 381 amino acids. Gene Ontology annotation, biological process: negative regulation of apoptotic process. Lineage: Eukaryota; Metazoa; Chordata; Actinopteri; Siluriformes; Pangasiidae. Gene Ontology annotation, cellular component: nucleus.
AUUAUUAUUUCUCCUUACUAGAAGGAAGUAAACGACAACAGCUACGAAAAGACUAACCGGAGCUGAGAGCGACGCUGGAGUGCUUAGUUGGAAAGGUGUGGCUUUUCCAAUAUGUGUUGUACGUGGUUUUAAAUUAAUUGUUUGAAAGGUUAGAGUGAGUAAUUUAUUACACACAGUAACCACAGAGACGGUAUGCUUCAGGGAAAAAACGAAACGAAACUCGGGAUGAUGCCGUAGAAAUGGUUUCUGUUUGUGCUGUUGUACAGUAGCGCCAGGUUCCUGAGUGAGGAGAAAUUAGAAACUAUCGCAGGAAAUCGGGUUGAACUGACAGCUCAAAAUCCCAGAGACAGAAACAGCAAAACCGAGACACCAUGGCGGACGACGCUGGAAAAGAAACCGUGGCGUCCGGUCACGGUAACGGAGCUCAGGUGUUACCGAGUUUAGGUCACUUUUUACCGGCCUCCCCUCCUCCCGCGGUGGCUGCAGAGACCGGCCUGGCCGCAGCGUCCCCCGGCGUAGCGCACCUCAUCACCUCGGACAUGGAGAGCCAGGAGAGCGGCGUCGUGAACUCGACCGGCUCGGUGAUAGCAGCUGUGCCGCCAUCUCUGCCGCCGAGCAUCGGCCUGGGGCUAACCGGAGCCCCGGCGAAUCUGGCUGGAGCGGGUCUUCUGUCUCAGAUUCACGCCACGUCCUGGGACCCUACACUGAGCACCGACUGGGACAACGAGAAAGCGUCGCAGCAGUGCAUCCUGCGGAUAAAGAGAGACAUUAUGUCCAUCUAUAAGGAACCUCCUCCUGGUAUGUUUGUGGUUCCUGAUCCUCAUGAUAUGACCAAGAUCCAUGCACUAAUCACAGGUCCCUUUGACACACCAUAUGAGGGCGGCUUCUUCCUCUUCCUGUUCCGUUGCCCUCCUGACUACCCCAUUCACCCACCACGUGUCAAACUUAUCACCACUGGACACAACACGGUGCGUUUCAACCCCAACUUCUACCGCAACGGCAAAGUUUGCCUUAGCAUUCUCGGGACAUGGACUGGGCCAGCAUGGAGCCCUGCUCAGAGCAUCUCCUCAGUCCUCAUCUCUAUCCAGUCCCUGAUGACAGAGAACCCUUACCACAACGAGCCAGGCUUCGAGCAGGAGAGGCACCCAGGAGAUAGCAAGAACUACAACGAGUGCAUCCGCCAUGAGACAAUGCGUGUGGCCGUCUGUGAUAUGUUGGAAGGGAAGGUGCCAUGUCCAGAGGCCUUGUGGAGUGUUAUGGAAAAGUCUUUCUUGGAGUACUAUGACUUCUAUGAAGGUGUUUGCAAAGAACGUCUUCACCUACAAGGGCAAAAUAUGCAGGAUCCUUUUGGAGAGAAGAGAGGCCGUUUUGACUACCAGGGUCUCUUGGCGCGUCUCAGUGCCACACAGAGGCGAUUGCGGGAAAAAUGCCCUCCUGAGGACAAUGAUGGAGACUCAGAUUCUGACACCAGCUCAUCUGGAACAGACCCAGACAGCCAGGGCAGCUCGCAGCCGUAGAGUGCCCCCUACGGGCAUAGCGAGAGUAUGGGAAAGCGAUUGUCUUUCCUGCACCUCUGGACGCUUUUUAACAAGCAAAACGCACAGAGCACUGAGAGACAUUUGGAGUCUGCUGAUAUACACAGGAUUAGUCUAGUUCCUGUUUCUUUUGAUUGGCUUGUUUUUCCUCUCCUUCUCUGCUAGCCAGUGGUUGCCUCUUUUCUUCGCUGAGAGAGAAAUGUCAAGUCAAUUGUGGGAAUGGGACUAGAAGAUUAAUGCAAGUGUGUGUGUGAUGCUAUAUGUGUCAGCAGUUCAGCACACACUCCGCUUAUCGGAGCACAUAUUUACGUGCCCCUCUUAUUCUUCACUUCACCUGGUGGUCAUGCACACGCUGCAGGUAGAAUAAGAGCUACUGCCACCUCAAUCCUGAACAGGCCACCAUAUAUUUUAGUGCUCUGGUACCACUCCAGCAAUCAGUUUCCUGGUCUUAUUUCUGUUUACUUAAUGUCUUCACAAUAAUCUCAGCAUUUAUUAAUUGAAUCAUUAAAAAAUAUUUUGAAUAUUAUGAAUGGAGUCAUAAUUUUGACAUGAAUUCAUAAUGAAUUGCUUUACCUGAUCUAAGAAAAAAAAGCUGAUGCAACUAUAAAACAAAUGUAAAUACUUAAAUAUUGUGCAUAGAAAAUCUUUAUUUUACUGUUAAUUGUGUUAUUAAAUGCUAUUGGAGAGACUUGGUGUGUUGGUAUAUUUUGGUCAGUAAACUGAUCAGCUGUUGAUUUGGGCUAUGUGUCGUCGUUGGGGAGAGUUGUCCUAUUUGUAUUUUGUUUGUACAGUCAAAGGACUUUAUUCAUGUUGUUUAGCCUGAUUAAAUAUGUUGGUUGAAUAAGAACACAAGGGCUCUCCUUUUUUGUAUAAAAUGUGUUUGAACUCGCAUGUUUUUGAGACAUCUAGUCCAUAUUCUGUUAUUACUGAUCUAAAUGUAUACUUUAUUGUAAAAUCUGAGACUGUCCUUGUUCAGUCAUCUGUGGUCUUUUGUCUUGCACUGUACAAUAUAAUCUACUACAAAUCUCUGAAGUAGAGAAAUUCCUCUAAA